UUUUUUUCUGUUUUUUCCCGUUAAUUUUCUACUUUCUUUUCUUUCUUUUAGUUUUGGUUUAAAAUGUGGCGAAAAGAACAACAUUUUGUGACGACAAAAAGUAUUUUAUAUGAUACGUUUUCACCUAUGGUAGAUGGUAACAGUCGGUCCUACUUUGAAUGUCAUGGUGUACGAUCUUGUGGAAAAAGCAACUAUGAUAUCUAUAAAGGACAAGAAUUCGAUAUCUUUGACAGCAACACUACACAGAACUAUGACCAAUAUCCUUGUACCUGCCAUAACAACAACAACAACAACAACAACAACAACAAUAACAAUAGAGACUCGAAUGUAUUAUCACCUUCCUUACCACUGUGUAAUAGCAGUGCAACAAGUAAAACCAAUGACAGAAAACGCAAAUCUGACCAAGAUAGAAAUGACAACAUAUUCUUUCGAAACAAACUUUGUAGAUCUGCCACUCAUAUCAAUAAUAACAACAAUGAUAAUAACAACAAUAUGACUAUUUCUCCUUCUACAACUUCAAAUACUUCUCGGACAUCAAGGUUAGGUACUCACUUUUUCUUUCAAACUUAUCCUCCUGGUACCUCAGUGGAUGUAUUCAAAACUACUAUUGAUAACAAUAACUGUUUUUGUACUCAGCAUGAUAUCUAUUCUUGAUCCUUUAUAGAUGUUUUCUUCCCUUCAUAAUAUUACAUUUGUACCAUAGUUUAUUUCUACUCUCA
This is a messenger RNA of Halteromyces radiatus, 719 nucleotides long. RefSeq lists its product as uncharacterized. The coding region runs from base 64 to 654 and encodes 196 amino acids. Lineage: Eukaryota; Fungi; Mucoromycota; Mucoromycetes; Mucorales; Cunninghamellaceae. The transcript has a single exon. The record is from RefSeq and is a predicted model, not a curated record.